UCCUCUAUCCGGUUAUGGAGGUCUGCUAGAAAUACAUUUAAACGCAGCUGCGGUCAAAAAUACGACAAACCUCCUGUCAGGAAUCAGAAACCCAACGCUGUUUUAAGCACUUAAUUCAAGGUGAUCAGCGUUAACCAGCGGCUUAACAACCAUUAGUCUUCAGUUAAGAUGCCAGUGGCUGUAGGUCCGUAUGGCCAGACCCAGCCCAGCUGUUUUGAUCGGGUCAAAAUGGGCUUCAUGAUGGGGUUUGCAGUGGGAAUGGCUGCUGGGGCCAUGUUUGGCACUUUCUCCUGUCUCAGGAUCGGAAUGCGGGGCAGGGAGCUAAUGGGAGGAGUAGGGAAGACCAUGAUGCAGAGCGGGGGCACAUUUGGCACCUUUAUGGCCAUCGGUAUGGGCAUCCGCUGCUGAGGAGGACAAGGAACGACCCCCUCCACCUCCGCACCUCGGUACAGCUAUGGGACUUUUCAAAAAACUACCACCACAGAUUUCUGUUCGCUCGAUGCUGUCACACUCUCAACCUGCAGUCCAGUUUUGUCAAUAAAAAUUCUGAUUUGUCAAAUGGG
Toxotes jaculatrix (banded archerfish) is the source of this 563-nucleotide messenger RNA. It is a transcript of the gene romo1, whose product is annotated as reactive oxygen species modulator 1. Gene Ontology annotation, biological process: protein import into mitochondrial matrix; protein insertion into mitochondrial inner membrane. The record is from RefSeq and is a predicted model, not a curated record. Bases 169 to 408 code for a protein of 79 amino acids. The transcript is spliced from 4 exons. NCBI's taxonomy places the organism in Eukaryota, Metazoa, Chordata, Actinopteri, Toxotidae. Gene Ontology annotation, cellular component: TIM23 mitochondrial import inner membrane translocase complex.